This is a messenger RNA of Sorghum bicolor (sorghum), 2425 nucleotides long. RefSeq names its product prolycopene isomerase, chloroplastic. The record is from RefSeq and is a predicted model, not a curated record. Gene Ontology annotation, molecular function: oxidoreductase activity; carotenoid isomerase activity. Lineage: Eukaryota; Viridiplantae; Streptophyta; Magnoliopsida; Poales; Poaceae. Gene Ontology annotation, biological process: carotenoid biosynthetic process. Bases 287 to 2050 code for a protein of 587 amino acids. The transcript is spliced from 13 exons.
CCACCAGCCUCCGGCCGGCCCCGUUCCUCAUCCUCCACUCCACCGUCCUCCGCUUCGCCACUGGCUUCUAGGCUUCCCCUUCCCCGCCUUCGUCCCCUCCCGCCCGGGAAUCCUCCGGCCUCCCUCCCCACCCAGAUUCCCUCCACCACCGCCAAAGCCGCCGCCGCACGAGACGACACGACCUCCUCCCACUAAAACCCACACGCCCACGCUCCACUCCACUCGCUUCCACCGCCCGCGCACAAUCCAAAACGCAACCGCCCCGUCCACCUUCGCCGCCUCCGCCAUGCCGCCGCUCGCCGCGCGCGUCCACGCCCCGAUUCUCCUCGCCCCCGUCGCACCUCACCCCGCCACGCGCCUCUGCGCAUCAAGCGGGCCCCGCGGCGGCGUCGGCGGGUUCAGGAGGGGCGCGCUGGCCUCGGAGAAGCCGCAGGCGGUGGCGGUCGCGGAGAAAGCCGGCGGCGAGGUUGGUGGAGGAGAGGGCGAGGGCCCGUACGACGCGAUUGUGAUCGGGUCCGGGAUCGGAGGCCUGGUGGCGGCCACGCAGCUCGCGGCCAAGGGCGCGCGGGUGCUGGUCCUCGAGAAGUACCUCAUCCCCGGGGGAAGCUCCGGGUACUACCGCCGCGACGGGUUCACCUUCGACGUCGGCUCCUCCGUCAUGUUCGGCUUCUCUGACAAGGGUAACUUGAAUUUGAUCACACAAGCAUUGGAAGCAGUUGGGCGUAAGAUGGAAGUUCUACCUGACCCUUCUACAGUCCAUUUCCACCUACCUGGUGAUCUCUCUGUCCUUGUGCAUAGAAAGUAUGAAGACUUCAUCAACGAACUGAUCAGCAAAUUCCCUCACGAGAAAGAAGGGAUCCUUAAAUUCUACGAUACGUGCUGGAAGAUCUUCAAUUCACUAAAUUCGUUGGAGCUGAAGUCUCUAGAGGAACCUCUUUAUCUUUUUGGGCAAUUUUUUCAGAAGCCUCUGGAAUGCUUAACUCUAGCUUAUUAUUUGCCACAGAAUGCUGGGGAUAUUGCUCGCAAGUUCAUUAAAGAUCAGGAGCUACUCUCCUUCAUAGAUGCCGAGUGUUUUAUUGUGAGCACAGUCAAUGCCUUACAAACACCCAUGAUAAAUGCAAGCAUGGUCUUGUGCGAUAGGCACUUUGGGGGGAUUAAUUAUCCAGUUGGUGGUGUUGGUGGUAUUGCAAUAUCCCUGGCAGAUGGCCUUGUUGAAAAGGGCAGUGAAAUCCGUUACAAGGCGAAUGUAACCAAUGUUAUUCUUGAAAAUGGAAAGGCUGUUGGGGUGAGGUUAUCAAAUGGGAAGGAGUUCUUUGCUAAAACGGUUAUAUCAAAUGCCACUAGAUGGGACACGUUUGGAAAACUCUUGAAAGAAAAAGAACUUCCAGAAGAGGAGAAAAACUUUCAAAAGAAUUACGUUAAAGCACCAUCAUUCCUUUCAAUUCAUAUGGGUGUCAAAGCGUCAGUUCUGCCUGCUGGCACUGACUGCCACCAUUUUGUACUUGAGGAUAAUUGGAAUAAUUUGGAAAAGUCUUAUGGAAGCAUAUUUUUAAGUAUCCCUACAGUUCUUGAUCCAUCAUUAGCUCCUGAAGGACAUCAUAUACUUCAUGUAUUUACUACCGCAGGCAUAGAAGACUGGGAGGGUCUUUCUAGGAAGGAGUAUGAAGAGAAAAAAGAGGAGGUAGCCAAUGAGAUUAUAAGAAGGCUUGAAAAGAAGUUGUUUCCUGGUCUUCAAGAUUCAAUAGUCCUCAAAGAGGUAGGCUCACCAAAAACUCACCGAAGAUUUCUUGCUCGAAAUGAUGGUACAUAUGGACCAAUGCCACGGGGUAAACCGAAGGGCUUACUGGCUAUGCCUUUCAAUACUACUUCAAUAGACGGCCUUUACUGUGUUGGUGAUAGCUGUUUUCCCGGGCAAGGUGUCAUAGCUGUAGCAUUCUCAGGGAUCAUGUGUGCUCACCGAGUUGCUGCAGAUAUUGGACUAGAGCAAAAAUCUCCGGUUCUAGAUGCUGGUCUUCUUGGGCUACUCAGGUGGUUCAGAACACUUGCAUAGAAUGAUAUCAGACAAAGUUGAGAAUGGAGUUCAUCUUCUCUUCAGAAGGUUGAUGUUUCACUAAGUUAGGAUACUGCACAAGCUGAUGAUGAUCUUGAGGACUGGAGCUGCAGCCUUUGUUAUCUAUACCAUAUCAGCAGCAAUUUCCCAAAAAUCCCAAAAGAAAAAAAAAAAGAAAUAGGAAUAGGUGUACAAGUUUCAGAUUUCAAAAUGACAAAUUCUAUAAUUAGGAGGUGUCAUGGCCAAACGAACAAGGCGAGCUGUACAUUUGGGAGCAAUUGUAAAUCAUGUUACCUAGGACUUUGAAAGUUCUGUUUUGGGACACCCUUCAACUUUCUGAAUAUACAAAAGCAUCAAAUGUGGUUUUGCCAGACA